Messenger RNA from Chlorocebus sabaeus (green monkey), 1288 nucleotides. NCBI's taxonomy places the organism in Eukaryota, Metazoa, Chordata, Mammalia, Primates, Cercopithecidae. The record is from RefSeq and is a predicted model, not a curated record.
CAAGUAGACAACAGGUCUAGGGCGUUGCUCAGAGGAUGGACAUGCUUUUCACAGAACGCUUUGGUCCAGCUUACUCUCAUGAUUAACUCAUCACAUCUUCCUUUCCUCUGCCCAGCUCUUUCAAACCUAGACCUACCUUGAUGCCAAAGCCAAAUUCCACUUUUGUGACUGAGUUCCUCUUUGAAGGUUUCUCCAGCUUCAGGUGGCAGUACAGACUUGUCUUUUUUGUUGUUUUUCUAACUUUGUACCUGCUGACUCUCUCUGGCAAUGUGAUUAUCAUGACCAUUGUUCACCUGGACCAUCAUCUCCACACUCCCCGCCCCAUGUACUUCUUCCUGAGCAUGCUAUCCAUCUCUGAGACCUGCUACACUGUGGCCAUCAUUCCCUAUAUGCUUUCUGGUCUCUUGAAUCCUCACCAGCCCGUUGCCACCCACAGCUGUGCCACUCAGCUCUUCUUCUAUCUCACCUUUGGCAUCAACAACUGCUUCCCGCUCACAGUCAUGGGAUAUGACCGCUAUGUGGCCAUCUGUAACCCCCUAAGGUAUUCAGUCAUCAUGAGUAAAAGGGCCUGUAUCCAACUGGCCUCUGUGUCACUGGGGAUUGGCCUUGUGGCCAUUGUCCAAGUAACAUCUGUGUUUGGCCUGCUGUUCUGUGAUGCCUUUGUCAUCUCCCACUUCUUCUGUGAUGUGAGACCCCUGCUGAAGUUGGCCUUCACAGACACCACUGUCAAUGAGAUCAUCAACUUUGUUGUCAGUGUCUGUGUCCUUGUCCUACCUAUGGAUCUGGUCUUUGUCUCCUAUGUCCUCAUCAUCUCCACCAUUCUUACGAUUGCCUCAGCUGAAGGUCGGAAGAAGGCCUUUGCCACCUGCACCUCCCACCUCACAGUGGUCAUCAUCCACUAAGGCUGUGCCUCCAUCAUCUACCUGAAGCCUAAGUCCCAGAGUUCCCUGGGACAGGACAGACUCAUCGCAGUGAUCUACACUGUCAUCACUCCCCUACUGAACACUGUUGUGUACAGCCUGAGGAACAAGGAGAUGCUCUAUGCUCUGUGCAGAGCCAUGGGGCAAAAGCCCCUGUCUCCUUUACGAAGAGAGGUUGUGAAGCCUUUUUCUUUGAGUUUAUAAAUGUGUAUUAAUUUUUAAUGCUCUUUCAAUAAUGCCCUUCUGUAUGGGAUCAAGAAGACUAGACUAAAUUGAACUGAGUACUAAAACUGGAGGUUUCUGUUUGAGCUUGUUGUGAUCGUCUAUGCUCUGCUCCAGAACAUUUACAAAAUAGCUUAGCAUAUGGU